This is a messenger RNA of Mytilus trossulus (common blue mussel), 1465 nucleotides long. Its product is annotated as GTPase IMAP family member 4-like. Bases 62 to 1279 code for a protein of 405 amino acids. Lineage: Eukaryota; Metazoa; Mollusca; Bivalvia; Mytilida; Mytilidae. The record is from RefSeq and is a predicted model, not a curated record. The transcript has 2 exons. Gene Ontology annotation, molecular function: GTP binding.
UAAUUGCAGUUUAAAGUCUAAUUUUGAGUCGGGAGGUAGGUUAACUGACAACAAGGUCAUUAUGUCAGACUAUCCUGAACCAAAAGACCUAAAGAUCUUAAUAACAGGGAAAACAGGAUCAGGUAAAACUUCAGUGGCAAACAAUCUGCUCAAAGAACGUGUUUUUAAGGCUUGUUGCCAGGCAACCUCAGUUACAAAAGAAUGUCAACGAAAAUCCAAAAUGAUGCAAGACACUUGGUUAACAGUUGUUGAUACACCUGGAUUCUUUGAUACAAACAAUGAUAUCGACAUCGACGCUGCAAUGGCAAAAUGCAUUGAAUUAUCUAUUCCAGGGCCUCAUGUCAUCCUUAACGUUGUGUGCAUAGGCCGCUUUACGGAAGAAGAUUAUGAUGCCAUUACAUUUUUUACUAAUAAAUUUGGAAAUAAUGUAAACAAACACUGUCUCCUAGUGUUAACGCGAUUUGACGAUUACAAAAGAGACAAUAUCACGACGAAUUUUGACUUUGAAAGCUUUAUAAGCGGUUUACCGCAUAAAUUUCAAUCCUUGUUAAGAAAAACCUUUGAGGACAGGUACAUUCCCUUUGAUAAUACACUCUCUGGAAGUAGUUCCGAUGAUCAGGUCGCACAGCUUAUGCAAAAGGUGGACAACAUCAUUGCUAAUAAUAACGGUAAAUGUUAUACAAAUGAGGAAUUCAAAAAAGCUGAAAUUGCCAUGAAAAAACAAAUAGAAGAUGAACGCAAGAAAAAGGAGUGCGAGAAAGAUGAAGAGAUAAAACGAAUGUGUAGUAUAGAAAUAGAAAAUAUCAGAAAAGGCAUUCAACAGGAACAAGACAAAAUGUUGAAACAGAUAGACAUGAAACAUCAACAGGAGUUGCGUAAACAAAGAGAACAAAAUGAAAAAGAGAUUAAAAAUCUUACUGAAAAAAUAGAACUUAUAAAAAAUGAAACGCAAAACGAAGUCGAAAGGAGCAAAACUUCUUCGUCAAAUUCGGAAAUCUUCAAUGGGAUUGUGACGAUGGCAAAGUUCGCCAAUAAUGCAUAUUCAGUUUAUGAAACAUUUAGAAAUAAUAGCAAAAGAACAUUUAACGAACAUCACCCGUCCUCAGAUUCGCCCAAAUCUGCGCAAAUAGAUUUAAAAUCAGAGAAUCUGCCUUCUGCCACAAGCAGCAUUGAAGCCGGAUCUAGUUUACGACCUUCUCUAAAUUUUGAACUUGCAAAUCGCGGCUUUUUUCCACAGUGGACGAUAAAGCUAGAUAAAGAACAACAUUAUAAUAUUUGACUGAAGUGUGCUAAAUAACAUAUGAUAAAGUCUGUAUUUAUAUUUGAGAAGUCAACUUAUCGUCCGUUUUUUGUGAGUUCUAUUAAAGUUUUAGAAUAGUUUUACUAUGUACAUUAUGUUCUAGGUUAACAAUACUUAUACUAAUUUGUUGAAUAAAGUUGAUAUCUUGAAUUCUUAAAAUACAAA